This is a messenger RNA of Anopheles nili, 1483 nucleotides long. RefSeq names its product tumor susceptibility gene 101 protein (gene TSG101). The transcript has 7 exons. The record is from RefSeq and is a predicted model, not a curated record. Gene Ontology annotation, molecular function: ubiquitin binding. The coding region runs from base 72 to 1262 and encodes 396 amino acids. Lineage: Eukaryota; Metazoa; Arthropoda; Insecta; Diptera; Culicidae. Gene Ontology annotation, cellular component: ESCRT I complex. Gene Ontology annotation, biological process: protein transport; endosome to lysosome transport; protein modification process.
AUCCCGACUCGAGAGAAUUAAGCCGUCCCCCUUCCAGUGUCUAGUGAAUCGCGAACAACAACUGCAUCAAGAUGCACAAAGUGGAUGAAAAUGCGCUGCUUCGGAUGCUAUCUUCGUAUCGUGAUCCUACCGCUACCAAGAAGGACGUAAUGAGCGCGCUGCGUAUUUACCAUGGGCUACAGCAUCGAAUGGAAGAGUAUGUGUUCAACGAUGGGAGCACCAAAAUGCUGCUCAACCUGUACGGGACGAUACCGGUGAAGUACAAGGGCAACACGUACAAUAUUCCCAUCUGCAUCUGGCUCAUGGAUACGCAUCCAAAGAAUGCUCCGAUUUGCUACGUAAAACCCACCUCGGAGAUGCGCAUCAAAGUGUCGGCGUAUGUGGAUUUCAAUGGGAAGAUCUAUUUGCCAUAUUUGCACGAUUGGAAUCCGAAAAAUGCGGAACUACUCGAUUUGAUUCAGAUCAUGAGUGUCACGUUUGGCGAGGUGCCUCCCGUUUACUCUAAAGGACCAGAAACCUAUCAGCAACCUGCAUAUGUACCUCCGACCCCAGCAACUAGCACAUCGUACAUGCCUCCGUAUCCGCAGCAUCAGUUCACGCCGUACCCGGUUGCAGGACCUGCAUAUAAUAGCUAUGGUCAAGCUCAGCCAGGUGCAGCCGGCACUAGCUAUGGGAUGCCGUACGGAAUGCCUUCAUAUCCUCCAGCCCCCGGAACAAUAUCGGGUCCCACUCCGACCCUGAACCAGGGCACGGGAACAAUCACGGAGGAACACAUCCGGGUGUCAUUGAUCAGUGCCGUAGAGGAUAAACUGAAACGUCGCGUGCUGGAAAAGGUUAACCAAUGCCAGGCAGAAUUGCAAACGCUCAAUCGAACCAAGCAAGAGCUGCAUGAAGGUCAGGCCAAGAUCAAAGAUAUUUUAGGGCGGCUCGAACGAGACGAGAAGGAGCUAACGAAGAGCAUCGCCGUGCUGAAGGACAAGGAAAAAGAGGUGGAACGUGCUCUGGAGGCGAUCGAAAAUAUCGAUUCGAUUGAAGUCGACGAAGCGGUUACUACCACUGCCCCGCUAUACAAACAACUGCUUAAUGCCUACGCUGAAGAAGCUGCCAUUGAAGACGCAACCUACUUUAUGGGUGAAGCUCUCCGGAGUGGAGUCAUCGAUUUGGAGGUGUUUUUGAAACAGAUCCGGCAGUUGUCGCGAAAGCAGUUCAUGUUGCGUGCCCUUAUGCAGAAGUGCCGGCAAAAGGCGGGACUGGCUGCGUAAUCAGGCUCGGAGACAAACAUCUCGACGUGUUAAAAGUACACCUUCCGCUUCACACGUCCUAUGCUAUGGGCUUGUUUAAUUUCUGUUAUCUCUUGUGCCUGUUUCCUAUUUGAUUGUGCAUCGUUGCUACAGACCUGUUAAUUUCAUCGCCUGUAGGGAUAUUAAAGUCUCUUCUCAUUUAUACGAUUCUAUAUUGCAUAAAAUAAAGCUGACACACGUAA